Penicillium subrubescens is the source of this 1414-nucleotide messenger RNA. RefSeq names its product cytochrome c oxidase assembly protein COX14. The annotation marks the transcript as partial. The transcript is spliced from 2 exons. The record is from RefSeq and is a predicted model, not a curated record. Lineage: Eukaryota; Fungi; Ascomycota; Eurotiomycetes; Eurotiales; Aspergillaceae.
CACCCUCAAACCCUCCAGUGCAUCCACGCCGCCACCAACAACACCCCCUACGCUCUCAAUCGAGGGGUUCUCUCACUAGUCACAUACUCUCUGAUCGAUUUCACCGCCAAUAUCAUCGCCGCCGACCCCAUUCACACCCGCACAAUGUCCCGAUCCGCGGCGGACGCAACGCGGUUUACGGCCACGGGGCCCUACGCCAGCUCCAAGCCCAACGGCGCACCCUACGAGCUGCCCAGCUUCAUGCAAUCGAAGGACAACGCGAAGCAGGCUAAGCCGACUGCACCACAGACUGGUCCCGAUGGCCAGCCCGAGACGCCGAAGCAGAAGGUUGAGCGCCUGCGGGCGCAGGCACGGGCUGCCCGGAUGGCUCAGCAGAGCUCGGGUGUGGAUCGGUGGAUUGAGUCCGGGCGGAGGUUUGCGAAUCGCGCACACAAGGGCAUGGUUUAUUCGUUGAUUGUUGCGUCGGGUGUCUGCGGUGUCCUCACAGUCUACUCUAUGGUCUCGCUGACCCUUUACAACCGCCGUCAACGCACGCUCUGGAUCGAGAAGGAGAUGGAGAACUUGAAGCAAGCACGCCUCGCCAAGGCCAGCGGCGCCGCCACCACCGAGCAACUAGAGCUCAUCGAGAAGGAAGAUAUCGCGGAGAUUGUCAAGCGCAAGCGCGCCGAGGAGAAGGCACAGCGGCCAUGGGCCAAGGCCAAGCGAUUCCUGUUCGACAAGAUGAAUGCCGAGGACGCCGGUGCUUCCGCUGCAGCUGCUUCGACGGCCGCUGUGGCUACCGAGACUGCCCAGCCUAGCGUGGUCGAGGCUGUCCAGGCCCAGCAGGCCUUUGACGCGGCGAAGGCGAAGACCGGCGCACCGGUACCUGGGCAGUUGGACGUACUUGCGGAGAAUGCAGAGCAGGCAGCGAAGAAGACCACACGCAGCUGGACAAGUUGGUUGACUGGUCGGUAGAGAAUUUGAUCGUUGUUAUUGACUUGGGGAAUCAAUCCAAACAAAAAUCCAAAUCACUCGGACCUGGGACAAGAAAGGUCGUCUCCACUCUCCUCCCCAUCUCGACCCUCGCUCAUUAUCUCCCGCUCGGGUACGUCCCCCUUCUUCUGGGUGUUACCACCAGACUCCAGCUCCAGUCCCAGUCCAACCAGUGCUAUAUGAAGUGUUUUAUCUUGCAUGGCGUGUGGCGAGGUGCCUCUCUUCCUCGCAGCAUGCAUUCAUCGUGACAGGGGGUUUUCGGCGUUGCAUUGUGUUCUUUUUUCUCGUCCUCUUUUUUCGAACUCCGAUCCAGGACUGUGUUUCUAAACUGCUUGGGGAUGUUUUAGGUUGAGGUCAGUCUGUUUGUCAGAGAAGAUAGACAAGAUAGGAUGGCCGUGUAUAUUGUGUACAGUACAUAGAAAAUCUGCUCCUUUCUCCACCC